UCGAAACAGUUCGUGAUAUGCAGCCAAAUUGAAAGCUCGAAAAAUGAUCAGAUUGUGGGCAAUAGUAGCUAUUCUAGCCUUGGGCUGUGCUGUGGCGCAAGAAGCGGAUGAGCCCAAGUGCGGAGUUUGUCAGAGCGGAAACGAUGCGCUCUGCGUCACGGAGACCUCAUAUUACAAUUGCUUUGGUGGUAACAAAUAUGGAAAUGAGAUUGAAUGCGAUGAGGGCUUCGUUUGCACCAAUGCCGAUUCCAUAUGCGUGAAGAAAACUGAACUCGAGGAACUCCCCGACUUAGUAAAUGUGUGUGGCAGCGGCUCCAGUGGCUGCGGGGUUUGCUCCACUAAUCAAAAGUACACCUGUGUCAGCAAGAAUCAAGCUGGACGUUGUAUUAAUGGAAAAAUAUCGGCCGUAGUUAAUUGCGAAGAUGAUGAGAUAUGUAUGGCUGACAUUGGAUUAACAGACCUGUCCGUCUGUGUGCCACAGUGUGCGGCGGACUUUUUGAAAAAGUCGCCCACCUGCAGUGAGGAUGUUGUAUACACCACAACAACUGCGGCGCCAGCCCCAACGAUCAGUCCAGCUGACCGAGUAGCCAUCUGCGCGAGGGAAUCAAGUGGAGUGACCACAUUGUUUUUCUAUGCUUAUGCCGAUACGACAUGCAAGUCCGCCGUAUACUGCCAGCGGAACAGUCUUACCAGCGCCGAUUGGGUAACCUUGACAAGAACAUGCCCAUCCUCCACGCCGUACUUUGACAUUUACAAAAGAAAUUGUGUGGCCACUAAGCCAACUAGUUGUCCCAUCCCUUCAACUGUUCCACCUGUGACUACUGCUAUACCUGACACUACAACUGACUCCACGGCCGUUCCAGCUGACACUACGGCUGGUGAAACGGGCACAACGGCUGUUACAACUGGCACUACGGCUGAUUCAACUCAGACUACGGCUGUUCCAACUGAAUCUACGGCUGUUACAACAGGCACUACGGCUGGUGAAACCGUCACAACGGAUGUAACAAGUGACAUUACGGCUGGUGAAACGGGCACAACGGCUGUUACAACUGGCACUACGGCUGAUUCAACUCAGACUACGGCUGUUCCAACUGAAUCUACGGCUGUUACAACUGGCACUACGGCUGGUGAAACCGUCACAACGGAUGUUACAAGUGACAUUACGGCUGGUGAAACGGGCACAACGGCUGUUACAACUGGCACUACGGCUGAUUCAACUCAGACUACGGCUGAUCCAACUGAAUCUACGGCUGUUACAACUGGCACUACGGCUGGUGAAACCGUCACAACGGAUGUUACAAGUGACAUUACGGCUGGUGAAACGGGCACAACGGCUGUUACAACUGCCACUACGGCUGGUGAAACCGUCACAACGGAUGUUUCAACUGUCACUACGGCUGGUGAAACCGUCACAACGGAUGUUACAAGUGACAUUACGGCUGGUGAAACCGUCACAACGGCUAAUCCAAGUGGCGAGACCAACACUCCGACCUAGUUAUUUAACUAGCAGUUAAAGCAAGUUUGAAACCUUUCUUAUAACUAAAAUCAUUCAGAUUUAUAUUAUUUUUGUAACAAUAAUAAAUACUGCUCCAAAUAUAUUGAUUAAAUUUUAAAUAUCUUACAUGUAUGAUCGAGUAACAAUUAAAAUUCUUAGUAUAUUGGUAAUUUCCAUGGUAAUACAAUUUUAUGUGUCAGCAAAAA
Molecule: messenger RNA, 1704 nt
Organism: Drosophila virilis
Lineage: Eukaryota; Metazoa; Arthropoda; Insecta; Diptera; Drosophilidae
Source: RefSeq, a predicted model, not a curated record